Molecule: messenger RNA, 2098 nt
Organism: Xiphophorus hellerii (green swordtail)
Lineage: Eukaryota; Metazoa; Chordata; Actinopteri; Cyprinodontiformes; Poeciliidae
Gene: agbl4
Product: AGBL carboxypeptidase 4
Exons: 13
Coding region: 61-1542 (493 amino acids)
Biological process (GO): proteolysis
Molecular function (GO): metallocarboxypeptidase activity; zinc ion binding
Source: RefSeq, a predicted model, not a curated record
UCUCCCCUCUUCCUCAUUCUCCGUUGCCGUAGCAACGCACUAAAAGCGUCGGCUGUGCGGAUGGAGAGGAAGAUGGAGGAAAACACUGACAGAGACGUCGAGUCUGGAAAUGAAGCUGGAGGGGAAGAUGCCUUAGUAGGGAAUGUCAACAAGCUGACAGUAAGCCCACCUGGAUACACAGGACCUCUACGGAAAGGACAUCUGAUUUUUGAUGCUUGCUUUGAGAGUGGGAAUCUGGGCCGUGUAGACUACAUCGGUGAUUUUGAGUUUGACCUCUUCAUUCGACCUGACACCUGCAACCCACGCUUCAGAGUCUGGUUCAACUUCACUGUGGAAAACGUCCGGGAGACACAGCGGGUGAUUUUCAACGUGGUUAACUUCUCAAAGACCAAGAGUCUCUACAGAGAUGGCAUGUCCCCUGUAGUCAAGUCUACCAGUAGGCCAAAAUGGCAGAGGCUUCCACCGAAAAACGUCUACUACUACCGUUGCCCUGACCACAGACGCAACUAUGUUAUGUCAUUUGCCUUUUGCUUCGACCGAGAAGACGACGUCUACCAGUUUGCAUACUGCUACCCCUACACCUACACCAGACUGCAGCAUUACCUUGCCAGCUUGGAGCGCAGAAACCUCCCCUACCUGCAGAGGGAGCAGCUUGGACUCAGCGUGCAACAAAGACGUCUGGACCUGCUCACCAUCACCAAUUCUGAAAAUGUGAGGUCAGAGAAGGAGAAGAAGCUGGUUUUUCUCACUGCUCGUGUUCACCCCGGAGAGUCUCCGGCCUCUUUUGUCUGUCAAGGUGUCAUUGACUUCCUGGUGAGCCAUCAUCCAGUUGCCCAAAUCCUUCGUGAUCAUGUGAUCUUCAAGAUAGUACCCAUGCUGAAUCCUGAUGGAGUCUAUCUGGGAAACUACAGGUGUUCUCUGAUGGGCUUCGACCUGAAUCGCCACUGGCAGGAUCCCUCUCCGUGGGCGCACCCCACGCUGCACGCGGUUAAACAGCUCAUAGUGCAGAUGAACCAAGAUCCGAGUGUUAGCUUGGAGUUCUACAUCGACAUCCAUUCCCACUCCACCAUGCUAAAUGGCUUCAUGUAUGGAAAUGUGUUUGAGGAAGAGGAACGUGUUCAGAGACAGGCCGUCUUCCCCCGACUGCUGUGCCAAAAUGCACCGGACUUUUCCUUUUCAAACACUUCAUUUAACCGGGACAAGGUGAAGGCCGGUACCGGUAGGCGCUUCCUCGGUGGUCUUCUUGAUGAUACUUCCUACUGCUACACUCUGGAGGUGUCCUUCUACGGCUACAUGACGUCUGUCGGCACCGCUGCUGUUCCAUACUCUGAGGAGAUUUAUAUGAAGCUGGGUAGGAAUGUGGCUCGAACCUUCCUGGAUUAUUACAAGCUUAACAACCUCACCAAGGACAACAGACCUACUAAUAUACACUGCUCUGAUGGGAUUUCCCAGACGGGCAAAAGCAAGAUUUUGAGCAGCACUGGUGCUAUCAGAGACUCAGGCGAUGGCAAAAAGGAGAAGAACCAAAUUUUCGGACACUAGUAGACCUAGGAGGAGCAUAUAUUAAAUAUAAAGCAGGAGGAUCAGACUCCAUUCUGUCGAUCCAAACAUGUAUUUUUUUAGGGUCUCCAGAACACUGGGACCAGUUACCAAUCUAACACAAAAUAUUUUCCCACACAUUUCACGUCAGCAUAUGAAUCUCAAGUUAGUCUAGCGCAUGUUUUUGUUUUUAGACUGUUGGAAAAAAACAAACACACACACAGACUAACAAACAACUAACUUCAUGCACAAAAGCUCUUGUUUCCCUGAUCACAAAGACUUAUAUGAAAAGAUCUAUAACAGUGACAUGCUUGACAUUCAAACCACCUUUUCGUAUAUGUGUGCCUCUUAUAAAACACAUAGAUAUGAAAGCUGUAUGUAGGUGUUGGGGGGUGGGGGGGAUUAUUAAUUUAAAUUAAUUUGAAGGCCUUCAUCUGGCAGCUUUAUGUUGUACUGAAAAUAUGUGUUGAUGUUACAAUUGACUUGUUUAAUUUAUUCCCCAGACAGUGUUAUGUCUUUUGUUACUAUUAUUAUUCAUUAAAUAUUUAACCACUUCAUA